Molecule: messenger RNA, 1991 nt
Organism: Physella acuta
Lineage: Eukaryota; Metazoa; Mollusca; Gastropoda; Physidae
Product: microspherule protein 1
Biological process (GO): positive regulation of transcription by RNA polymerase II
Cellular component (GO): NSL complex; Ino80 complex; MLL1 complex
Molecular function (GO): G-quadruplex RNA binding; protein binding
Source: RefSeq, a predicted model, not a curated record
UUAACUGAAACUCAAGAAAAAGAGUCUAGACAAAGCAUGGAGCCAGGUAUUGAUACCAACCCUGGGGGUAACAUCAUCCCUGGAGUGACAGACUCGCCCACUUUUGAUGUCUCCAGCAUGUUAUUUUCACCUGGUACUGACACAAUGCCAGCACCUAAAUCUCAGCUUCCUGCUCGCACUAGGAGGGUCCCUGCAACAGACUCAGGUUCUCUGAUACCUGCAAGGCGUAGCUCCACCCGUUCCAUAAAAAGAAAAAAGUUUGAUGAUGAACUGGUUGAAAGCAGUUUGGUAAAGACAGAACGAGGGCGCAUGAAGACCUCCACUGCCAGCCCCACCCCUCUCAUCCCAGCUGGUCACUUUGUCCAGGCACACGGGGUGACAAGUGGGAGUUUGAAUGAGCCGCCGCCUGUUGGCUCCGUCAACUCACCUGUGCCUGCUAGCAUCCUUACCACUGUGGCUCCGGUUGUACCUUCACAGCUUACAGAAGAAAGUAGGGAGAUAGUCAGGCAUGUGGAUGUUGUCACCCUGGUCCGCCCACCACCAGAGAAACGCACCAAACCAAGUUUAGGAAAAACUCAGAAUGUGCCAAAAAGUACGUCGGGGAAAGUGGUGUCUGCAAAAUCUAUUGGCGGAAAAUCUGGCAAGUCUAAAUCUGGCCUGCUCAAAACCGGUCACGGUAAAUCAAAGACGAAGUCAAAGCGAUCCAGAAAGCAGAAAUCCUCUACCCCAGCUAUCAAAGACUUAGGCAGGUGGAAACCCCAGGAUGACCUGGCUUUAAUAACUGCAGUUCAACAGACCAAUGAUCUGAGUGCCGUCCAUACCGGAGUCAAAUUCACUUGCAGGUUUACUUUAAAGGAAGUAGAGGAGAGGUGGUACGCUCUGCUGUAUGAUCCUGCUAUAUCCAAGAUCGCCAUGGAAGCAGCAAGACAACUGGACCAAGAAACAGUAGCUACCAUUCAGAGCAAGGCCCUGUACAGUGUAGCAGAGGAGAAGCUGCUUGGUUCUUUCACAUCAACCAGCCAACCUACAGUAGAAAGCUUCCAGUCCCUGUUGCAACAGCACCCUGAUGUGUUUCACCCAGCAAGAACAGCCAAGUCACUGCUGUCCCACUGGCUGUUGAUGAAACAGUACCACCUCCUGCCUGACCAGAGCGUACAGCCCAUGCCCAGGGGCGACCACAUCCUCAACCUGUCAGACAUUGAAGACUUUAUCAACGAUGAUGAUAUUGUCAGUGAAGGACAAGAUGAAGCAAUUGAACAAGAACUUGCGCUAGUGGACAGGCGGAACAAGAGAGAGAUCCGUCACCUUGAGCAGGAGGUGCCCAAAUGGCAGGUCUUAGUGGACAGUGUAACAGGUAUCAGCAUGCCAGAUUUUGACAACCAGACCCUGGGUGUCCUAAGAGGCAGGCUGGUGAGGUAUCUCAUGAGAUCUAGAGAGAUAUCCCUUGGUCGAGCCACUAAAGACAACCAUGUUGAUGUUGACUUGUCUUUAGAAGGACCAGCAUGGAAGAUAUCUAGGCGGCAAGGCAUUAUAAAACUCAGAAACAGUGGUGAUUUCUUUAUUGCUAAUGAAGGCAAGCGUCCCAUAUUAGUUGAUGGUAGACCAGUUAUGGCAGGGAACAAGCAAAAAUUAAACAACAAUUCUGUUGUUGAGAUUUCAUGCCUAAGGUUUACUUUUUUAAUCAACCAAGAUGUAAUUAAUGCCAUUAGAUCAGACAAUUCAAAGGGUGGAUCCACAGGAUCAACAUCUUAGUACUUUGAGACCAACAAGCAGUCAAUGCUUCUGUAAAUAAUGUAUAGUCAUGUUGAAGAAAAUGCACAUGUAAGCAUGAAUGAGGAUUAUUGUAAUUGUUAAAAGAAAUUUUUUUCAUAUGGAUAUUAACAUAGCAAUGUGGAUGCUACGAGAUUCAGUUACUGUACAUUGUUACAAGAUGUAUUUUCAAAUGUAAACUGUUAAAUUUGUUUUUUUACUGAUAAAUAAAACUGGUGCUA